UCAAAUUAAUAGUAUGACUAUAAAAAUUAACCAUUAUUAACGAAGUCAAUGAAACGUGUCGGAUUCAAAGAUUUCAAUCAUGGCGUCCACGGUAGAGAGUAAAGUCGAAGAGCGGAAAGAUACAAACGAAAAACCCAUCGAUAGAGAGAAGACAUGUCCAUUAUUGCUGAGAGUGUUUUGUUCAAAUGGCCGACACAACAGCUUAGCAGAAUACAGACGAGGGAACACCCCCCCUAAUGAACUGCAAAUUUACACAUGGAUGGAUGCCACCCUAAGGGAGAUUGAUCGUAUGCAGUUAUAUGCAAAGCUGCCACUCCCACAGCAUCAGUACUUCCCUUUUGUGUUUCAUAUAUCAUACUCUGAGGCAGUCACACUGGCAGAGCACCAAAUGACAGCAAAAUUGUGCAGUGCCCCAGUUAAUGAGGGUUUGAUUCAAGUUCGUCAAAACUGUCACUUUAUUGUCCAAAGAGUGAAAGUGCCUUCUGAUGACCAUGCUAUUUGCAGACCCUUGCUUUGCAGAUUCAUCAUUGGAGACUAUCUUGACAUUGCCAUCACCCCCCCAAGCCGAGGUCCUCCACAGCGGCGCAUGCUGAGGCCGUACUAGUCAUUUCCUGUGAGGGUGUGUGGAGAGAUUUCAUUUCCAGAGAGGAUUUGAUGUGAAUGAGUCUUCAAGGAACUGAUUCUAUAAUUUUUUUUUUUAUCUGAGGUUUCUUUCCAGUAAGAAUAUUUUUGUUGAACGUAAAAUCAUCUGUUAUAUUUAGAUCCAAAUUUUGGAUCAGGACUUUCUCUAUGUAUAUUUUUUGUUCUUGGUUGGAACACUGUAAAAGCCAACUUUUGCAUUGGUAGUGUCAGUGAGAAUGAAUGGCCAUUCCUUUAUGACGUGAAUUGAAGUCUAUUCAAAGUUAUAUUAUGCUAAGGAUUGGGAAGCUUCGUUUUUUGUAAGAAAAGAGAUAAAAUUGAAAAAGGGCAUUUGAUUGCACUUUGACUAUAUCACUUUACUUUACUUUAUCCCUUGACAAAAAAGCAAUUCUCAAUAUGGUCCAGAUAGAUAGUGAUAAAACAUUAUUGUAAUUUUUAAAGGAGGUAUUUGGUGUUUUGGAAAAAUGCUAGUGUAAUUCCUAGAUGAUUUAGCACAGUACUGUGAAUUUGUAGUAUGUAAAAGAGUAUGUAUGAGCAUUUUAAUACAAAAAAUGUAUUUCAGUAUAAGAAUAGACAUUGGAAUACAGUGAA
This is a messenger RNA of Penaeus vannamei (Pacific white shrimp), 1230 nucleotides long. The record is from RefSeq and is a predicted model, not a curated record. NCBI's taxonomy places the organism in Eukaryota, Metazoa, Arthropoda, Malacostraca, Decapoda, Penaeidae.